Messenger RNA from Musa acuminata AAA Group (dessert banana), 1037 nucleotides. RefSeq lists its product as uncharacterized. The record is from RefSeq and is a predicted model, not a curated record. The coding region runs from base 56 to 907 and encodes 283 amino acids. The transcript has 4 exons. Lineage: Eukaryota; Viridiplantae; Streptophyta; Magnoliopsida; Zingiberales; Musaceae. Gene Ontology annotation, cellular component: chloroplast thylakoid.
CUCUCAUCUCUUAUCGUGCCCACGAGCCCGAAGCCGUCCGCGCCACCUCCUUGCGAUGGCCACCACCGCGACGCUCGGCCUCCUCAACCUCCUCCCAAACCCAAACCCAAACCCAAAUCCUUCCUCCUCUAGCAGUAAGCCAUUCCUCAAACCACCGCCGCGACGCCACCUCGGCCCCCUUCCUUCUGCCUCUGGCCCCCAACACCUGCUCCCGAUCGCCCCACCCCUCCCUGCCACCGCCGCCGCCGCCGUUGCAUUCUCCCUUCCUCUCUUCCUCAAUCCUCAGGAUGCGCUCGCGGUGGGUGGGGAGUUCGGGAUCUUGGAAGGGCGGACCUUCGCGUUGGUUCACCCGGUGGUGAUGGGCAGCCUCUUCGUGUACACGCUCUGGGCGGGAUAUUUGGGAUGGCAGUGGCGGCGGGUCCGGACCAUCCAGAACGAGAUCAACGAGCUCAAGAAGCAGGUGGCGCCCGCUGUCCCCACGCCCGUCGCCGCUGGGGCAGACGGCGGACCGCCGCCGCCACCGCCGACUCCGUCUCCGAUCGAAGCGAAGAUUCAGCAGCUCACCGAGGAGAGGAAGGCGUUGCUGAAGGGAUCUUACAGGGAGCGGCACUUCAACGCCGGGUCCAUACUGCUGGCGUUUGGGGUGUUGGAGGCGGUGGGUGGGUGCCUCAAUACAUGGUUUCGGACCGGAAAGCUCUUCCCCGGCCCCCAUUUGUUCGCUGGUGCUGGGAUAACAGUGUUGUGGGCAUUAGCUGCUGCACUUGUGCCGGCAAUGCAGAAAGGAAAUGAGACGGCCAGGAACCUCCACAUUGCGCUGAAUGGCUUAAAUGUUCUACUGUUUGUAUGGCAGAUUCCAACUGGUAUUGAUAUAGUCUUUAAAGUGUUCGAAUUCACCAACUGGCCUUGAAGUAGUUGUUCAUAUCUCUGCUUUUACAUUCUCCGUUCUCCAAUCUUGAGAUUAUAUUGUAUCAAAACUAUGAACUCUUCAUAAUCUUUUUACUUGUACAUUUAUCAAAUGAUAUAUAUGUUAAAAUUCA